UUAUAACUCCUGCCAAAAUGCCAAGAGAUAACAAAAGAGUGAUGAAACGAAAAAUCAGAAAAAAUCAGAGUAAACGAAGGAUGAAGAGAAAUCCUAGAGGCGAUCGCAUGAGUCGACCUAAGAAUGGACCAUCAGAUUCUUUCAACAUUGGGGCAUCCAAUACUAGUGAAGUGGCAACACUGUCAGGUGAAGAGGUUCCUCUGAACAAGAGUGCUCCUGAAGAAGAAAUACACAAAGUCAUAGGUUCUGAUGAUAUUCAACAGGAUGUGCUCCAUUGUUGUUCUGCCUCAAUGUCAACUCAAAAACAGUCCAACACUCAAACAGUCGAGACCUGCAUCAAGGCAGAGUUGCAACCCGAGAAAGAAAAUUAAAAAUAAGUUGAAAUAAUUUGAGUUUUAAUUUGUUUGCUUGUAUUUUCUAUGACAUUAUCUUAUUAAUAGACUACUGUUUAAAAUAGUAGUACAUCUUCUACGUUUCUGUGUGAAUUCUUUAGUUAGUAAGUAUGAUUUUUCUUCCAGUACCACCUCUUGAUAUAUCAUUAUAACGUAAGUGCUUGUUAUUGAAAUAUGAAAAUUCAUUUUAUAACCUUAACAAAAAAAGAGUAAAGAAAACGUUAUAUCACAUUUUCUGAAUAUGUAUCAGUUCAUUUAACACUAUUUCAACACUGUUUUUUACUUCUAUUACAUUGGUUUUAGUACAGGUCUCGUCAUUAUUGAAGCUGUUAAUAAUAGAUCUACUGUAAUGUUAUAAAGGAAAAUUUUAUUUUCUUAUUGUUAAAAUUAUAAAAUAAAUUAAUUAAUCACAAACCACCAUUUUACAUCAUGUUAACCAUACAAGAAACAAUAAUAUUUUAUUUUCUAACAAUAUCCUCUUAGCAUGUUUAAGCCAAAAUAUGAUUUUCAAAGUCAUUUUGCAGCAGCAUUUAAUCAACUAAAUUCCUUUAUCUCAUCUUAUUAAAAGAAUAGUAUAAAUUUUGCCUAAUACAGACAAUAUACUGUACCAUAAUUACCCAUAUAUACAAACUAGGUAGCCUCAAAGGGAGGCUUUUGACAACAAGAAUAAAUAUUUACUUCAGUAGUUAAAUUAAUUGAAAAGUACAAACUAAUUGCAACGAAUUGUGUUUUAAGUGUUUCACAACAUUCACAUUAAAUGGCACACAUGUACCCAGCGUACACAUAUAUUUAUGCUCUGAAUGCAAAGUUAACCAAAUUAAUUUACAGUGUAGGGGGAAUGAUUUACUACUAAGUCACUAGUUCUACAAUAUCUGAAACUGCUUUUAAGCUGUUUGAUGUACUUGUAAGAAGACCAUCUGGUGUGUUGCUGUUUCUAAGUAACUGUGCCUUCCUUAUACAUCAAUCUGUUAGUAUUGGCACUAGAAUUUCGAAUGUAAUCUGCAAUUGUUGGUGAACAUCGUGAACAGUAUUGGGCCCAAAACAGAUCCCUGAGGCACAUUUAGUACUGGUAGUGGUUAGAGAAUGGCAAAAUAUGGUUAUUCCACUGGUAGUGGUUAGAGAAUGGCAAAAUAUGUUUAUUCCAUUGGUAGUGGUUUACAAUGGCAAAAUAUGGUUAUUCCAUUGGUAGUGUAAAUGAUGUCACUUAGAUUGUCCAGUAAGGUAACUUGCAAAACAUUUAUUUGCUAAGCCAUUCAUCCCAACAUGUUCAUGUCAUUUUACAAUCAGCUCAUGACCAAGGCAAAAUAACACAUUGCUGAAACCUAGAAAGAGGUCAGAAAUAAAUUGCUAUUCAUGUAUUUGGUCUAUGGUAUACUUAACAAGGCUAAUAAUUGUCGAUUUGCCUUUACUCUUUUGGUGCUAAGUAUCUUUUGAUAUUGCAUUUGUAAAGUGAUAGGGUUUCGUGGCAGAUUGUAUCCCAAAAGUGCUAAGCUAAACGGACAGUUUUGUAGAGGUUUACUUGAACAUUCAUAUCAACAUAAAGUAGCAAGGUAUUGACCUAGUAUUUAUAUUUUAAGCAAACAAUGUAAUCUACCAAAUAAAAAGAUAAAUGUUAAUAUAAAUCCAAAAACAAAUAUUUAAUAAAAUAAACUUAUA
Homalodisca vitripennis (glassy-winged sharpshooter) is the source of this 2048-nucleotide messenger RNA. RefSeq lists its product as uncharacterized. Bases 18 to 371 code for a protein of 117 amino acids. NCBI's taxonomy places the organism in Eukaryota, Metazoa, Arthropoda, Insecta, Hemiptera, Cicadellidae. The record is from RefSeq and is a predicted model, not a curated record. The transcript has 3 exons.